Neltuma alba is the source of this 6651-nucleotide messenger RNA. Its product is annotated as mediator of RNA polymerase II transcription subunit 13. Bases 370 to 6288 code for a protein of 1972 amino acids. The record is from RefSeq and is a predicted model, not a curated record. Lineage: Eukaryota; Viridiplantae; Streptophyta; Magnoliopsida; Fabales; Fabaceae. Gene Ontology annotation, biological process: positive regulation of transcription by RNA polymerase II. Gene Ontology annotation, cellular component: mediator complex. Gene Ontology annotation, molecular function: transcription coactivator activity. The transcript has 22 exons.
GGAGUCCGGGAGUCCGGGUCUUAGGUCCCGCGACUCCCACAACAGUUUACAUGUGUGUGCACAUAUUGGGCAUGCAUGCGUAUGUAUGACUGCUGUCGCGUGCAUGUCCGCGAACCGGGAUCUCUGGUUGAAACGAGAGUGCAAUAUUCGUUAGCCUCUGCGAAAGCGAGCGUCCUUCGUACGGAUCCCCUAGUAGGCGCAUACUUAGAUCGAGCAAAUAGAUCAUCAGUACCGCCGUGGCGCUUGUGUCCGCUGACCCAAACCCUAAUCUCUUCCGUCAUGUUUUCGAGCUGAGUCCUGCGUUUAAUGUACCCAUCCCGCUUAGCAGCUGUUUGACCAAACCUCAGCUUUCAUAACCGUAAUCAAGUCAUGUGGACUAAUGUUUUCAAAAUCGGAGGUCUUCAUCAAAUGUCAUGGUUCCAGUUUCUCCCACAUGAACCUGAUCUGAACCCUUUACCUGACAAAAGUUUAAAAGUGGAACAAAAGGAUGCUGCAAUGUUACUGGUGCUUUCAUCACAUAUGCAAUUGCAGAAGGAUGGGUUUCUCAGCGCAUGGACCAAUUCCUUUGUUGGACCCUGGGAUCCAUCUCAGGGAUUGCAUAAUCCCGAUGAAAAAAUCAAGCUGUGGCUUUUUCUUCGUGGGCGCCACUCCUCAGUUGUUGAGACUGCUCAGCCUGCAGUAUCUAGAUUAAGGGUUGCUGCAUCUGGAUUUUGGCUGGCUCCUGGGGAUUCGGAAGAAGUUGCAGCAGCUCUUUCUCAGGCUCUAAGGAAUUGUAUAGAGAGAGCACUGCUUGGGCUUUCCUACAUGAGAUUCGGUGAUGUGUUUUCGAAGUAUCAUCAAUGUCAAAGUGAACAACUGUUCAGGAGAGGACAACCUACGCUUGAGUUCGUUUUUGCUGCGACUGAGGAGGCAAUCUUUGUACAUGUCAUAGUGUCUUCGAAGCAUAUCCGAACACUUUCCACACGAGACCUGGAAAAAGUAUUAAAACAUUCUGUGGAUUCUAAAUAUAGACUUCCAGUGAUUGUUUCUCCUCAUGGCAUACGUGGCAGUCUUACUGGUUGUUCACCUAGUGAUCUUGUCAAGCAAGGCUACCUGAGUUCUAAUAAGAACAGGGCGUCAAAUGGAAUCAUAGGUUUCCCGUAUCACGUUUCCCACAGCAUUGGUUGCCAGCUCAGGGGACAAAAUUGUUUUGUUGAAGUAAGUCUGGGCUUCCCUAGGUCUGGAAGUGACAGGGCGUUGCAGACAAACAUUAAUAACUUACGGAAUUUAUCCAAGCAUCAUGCUGCUGAAUCUCCUGCUUUGGGAAGAACUGAUCGCAAGGGAUCAUCGGAUCAGUUGUCAGAUUAUGAGAAAACAUUUCUCUACCCGGCUGAGGCAGUGCUUGUACCAGUUUUACAAACAUCAUCUGCAAGGUCUUCUUUAAGAAGAUUUUGGCUGCAGAAUUGGAUGGGACCAUCCCUCAAUGGUUCUUCUUUCUUCAUACAUUGUGCUGGUAAUGAAUCAGCUGAAGAUCUUUGGACUGAAAGCAACGGAACCUGCAUGCAGCAUGGUUAUGACAGUAGUAGCAAUAGCAAUAGUAGCAGUAUCAGUAGCUUAAGUGCCAGUUCUAGUGAUAGUGAUUUGAAGACUGCAGGACCAAGUGAGCUAGAGGCUGAUGCAGAUUCUUUAACGUGUAGACAGUCUGUGGUAUCUUCUGGUGAUCAGUUGGAAAGUGAUGGCCCCAAAUUGGGUGCUAAACGAACUCGAACAGGGGCCGAAUCAAAUAAUCAAGUGGGUACUACUACAAAUGUUCCUGGGCAAGAUGCUUACAUGUCUGAUUUUGGUUCCAUGGAAAUGAACAAUUCAGCCAUUACACGAGUUGGGAAUGAGCAAAUGGGAUCUUAUUGGGAUUGGGAUGAUGAUGAUAGAGGCAUGGAAAUGGAUAUUCAAGCUCUUUUAUCUGAGUUUGGUGAUUUUGGUGACUUCUUUGAAAAUGAUUUUUUGCCUUUUGGAGAGCCCCCAGGAACUGCGGAAUCUCAGGCAGUCAUGUUUUCUGCUCCAGAUUGUGGAGAUGUCAAUAGUAGUCCUGUUGGAGUUAUGGAUGCUUCAGAUCCAAUGCUUUUGCCAGUUGGAUUUCCUUCCUUUGAGAGCUUCAAUCCUCCUUCGUCAGUAGCUGUUGAGGAAUGUCUCAGCAAAACUCAAGACAACUUGAAUACUGCUGCACCACUUGGUCAAGCAAAUCAUACUCCUGUGUCUUCUUCGGGGGAGUUUGAUCACAUAAUAAAAGCUGAAGCAAUGAUGACAUUUGCUCCUGAAUUUGGAGCUGUUGAGACCCCUACUAGUGAGAUUUCAACAUUAUUUAGAAGUCCAUAUCUCCCUGAAUCUCGAAAAGCUGAGAGUUUAAAUUCAAGUUCAAACAAUUACUCAUAUGGUGCAGCACCACCACCCUCUUCUCCCUGCAUUGAAGGAUCAGAUGGGAAGAAUGGCAUGAUAAUUAAUACAAAAGCAUGUUCUGGUAAACAAGGUACUUGUAUGGGGCUCCAGUCAAAAAAUUACUACACUUACAUGGAGGGCAAGAAAGAGGGAGAUGAUAAAAGUUCAAUUACAUGUAAUGAUAAAAGCAUUGGAAAAUCUGAGGGGAUGGUGCCUCCUUCACUCUCUGCCAUCGGUUCUAAUGCUGUGGUCAAAUCUGUCCAAAGGAAGAUGACUGAUCCUACACUUGAAGCAGAGCAGUUCCUUCUAUCUGCUAAGACUUUGUUAGCUACUGAUGUUGCUUGUUUAUUGUUUCAAGCAUCCAUGUGCAGGCUACGGCAUGUUCUGCUAUCCUACAAUAUCCUCAUUCCUGCUGGUUUGGGUCGGUCAGUUGGGGAUGCAUUGUUGAAUCAGCUACCUGGUGACCCUAGUGCCACCCCAGACAACAUAUCCAGCAAGUAUGAGGUGAAGAAGAAAGAGAAUAUCCCAAUCAGAAUAGCAGGAGAUAUUGAUGGAGGAAUGCUUGAUGGGCAUCUCAAUGUGCCUGUUGGUGUCUGGCGUACUCCCACUGUGGGAGUUUCAAAAGUGGUAAAAUCUUCAAAUUCACCAAACAUGGAUGUUGCUUCAUCAUUUUCUCAUAAUUCAUUCAACGAGGAAGGCAUCCUUUCUUACGGUCAAAGGCAACCACUUCAAGAGCUUCUUGACGGCAUUGCACUCCUCGUCCAACAGGCAUUAUCGUUGGUUGAUUUAGCUUUGGAUGCUGAUUGUGUUGAUGGUCCUUAUGGUUGGCUUGCUUUACAAGAACAGUGGAGACGUGGAUUUUGUUGUGGGCCUUCCAUGGUCCAUGCUGGUUGUGGUGGAACUCUGGCCUCUUCUCAUUCACUGGAUAUUGCGGGUGUGGAUUUGGUGGAUCCACUUUCUGCUGACGUCCAUGCAUCAACUGUGAUAAGUUUGCUGCAAUCUGACAUCAAGACAGCCUUAAAAUCUGCAUUUCCCAAUUUGGAAGGGCCAUUAUCUGUGACUGAUUGGUGCAAAGGACGCAAUCAAUCGAUUGAUGCUGGAAACAUAAUUGAUGGAGUUUCUGCUGAGUCCAGCACUGGCGAAUGCAGAGAUUCUUCAGAAUCAAUGAGUCCAUCCCAGUCAUCUGUUGGUGGAUCAUCCAGCCUUAAGGUGUCCAGCAUUACGGAUGGUGCCAAGGCGGAUGAGACUUCCCAAAGGAGAUCUGGCCUAGAUAUUCCACAUUCAGAGUCAGAGCAGCAGCCUAGUUCCCGGCUGAAGCCUACCCUUAUUGCUCUUCCAUUUCCUUCAAUACUUGUAGGUUAUCAGGAUGAUUGGCUCAAAACGUCAGCAAACUGUUUACAGCACUGGGAAAAGGCUCCUCUGGAACCUUACGCUCUACAGAAGCCCAUUACAUAUUAUGUUGUAUGUCCAGAUAUUGAUCCCCUUAUCUCUGCUGCUUCAGAUUUUUUCCAACAACUAGGAACAGUCUAUGAGAUAUGCAAGCUGGGAACUCAUUCACCUCAAGGUUUAGGGAAUCAAAUGGAGACAGAGUCUGGGAAAUUGUCAUCUUCUGGCUUUGUUUUACUUGAUUCUCCACAAUCAAUGAAGAUUGAGAGCAGCAAUGCAUCUCUUGUUGGUUCGAUAAGUGACUACUUUCUCUCACUCUCUAAUGGUUGGGAUCUGACUAGUUAUCUUAAGUAUCUUUCAAAGGCUCUUAGAGCUUUGAAGCUUGGUCCAUGCUUCUCCACAAAUCCAAAUGAGGGAAAUAGCAGUUCAUGUAUGGUAAUCUAUGUGGUAUGCCCCUUCCCUGAUCCAACAGCAAUUCUUCAAACUGUGAUUGAAUCUUCUGUUGCCAUUGGAUCAGUUGUCCAACAAUCAGAUAGAGAUAGAAGAUCUGCUUUGCAUAGUCAGGUUGUGAAGGCAUUAAGUGGCUCAGCAACUGUUGAUGAAGCUUCAGCAUCUAAUAUCAUUGCGCUUUCUGGGUUUUCCAUUCCAAAAUUGGUGCUGCAGAUUGUGACAGUUGAUUCAAUAUUUAGGGUCACAAAUCCAUCCCUGGGCGAGCUUGUCAUUCUAAAGGAGACUGCCUUUACAGUAUAUAACAAAGCUCGAAGAAUCUCACGGGGAUUCUCUAAUGAUUUUGCCCCAUCAGCAUUUUCAGGCAGAUCUCAUUCAGUUUUGACACAAAUGGCUUCUCCCAUUUCUGGGAUGUGGAAGGAUUGUGUUGGUCCACGAAUAACAGGACACUCACUUCCGAGAGAGGGUGACAUUGAUGCUAGCUUGAGGUCUAGUUCUUGGGAUAACUCUUGGCAACCAACAAGGACUGGGGGACUAAGUUGUGACCCUGGUAGAUCUGGGGAUUACUAUCUUAAUGAUGAAAGUUGUUACAUGUUUGAACCCCUUUUCAUUCUCUCGGAACCUGGUUCUGUGGAACAUGGUGUUUCAGUUAUUGGUAGCCCCAUUUCUGAAUCUUCAAAGGUAUUGGCAGAUGACAGUAGUGGAAACUGUAUGCAGAAUACAAGUACAGCAGGAAAUUUGGAUUCUGCUUCGAACCUUGAUGGGUCUGAGCCUGAUCAGAGGACUCCUCCAAGUCUACAUUGCUGCUAUGGAUGGACAGAGGAUUGGCGUUGGCUUGUAUGCAUCUGGACUGAUUCUAGAGGAGAAUUAUUAGACAGUAAUAUUUUCCCUUUUGGUGGAAUCAGCAGUAGGCAGGAUACAAAGGGUCUACAGUGCCUAUUUGUGCAAGUUCUACAACAAGGCUGUCAUAUACUUCAAUCUUGCUCCUCUCCUGAUACUGGUGUUGUCAAGCCUCGAGAUUUUGUGAUAUCACGCAUUGGAGGCUUCUAUGAGCUUGAGUACCAUGAGUGGCAGAAAGCUAUUUAUUCCGUGGGGGGAUCUGAGAUGAAAAGAUGGCCCCUACAGCUGCGUCGAACUCUGUCUGAUGGGAUGCCUGCCACUAGUAAUGGUACUUCCUUGCAACAACAAGAGAUGAGUUUGAUCCAAGAAAGGACUCUUCCUUCCUCACCCAGUCCUCUGUAUAGCCCUCAUGCCAAGGCAACUGGUUUUAUGAAAGGCAGUUUAGGGCAACCUGCUUCUAGAAAGCAGCUUAUGGGUGGGCAUUCUAUGGCUGACAACUCAAGGGGUUUGUUGAAUUGGGCACAGAGCAUUAGUUUUGUUUCAGUUUCAUUAGACCAUUCAUUACAGCUUGUUCUUCCAGCUGAUUCAUCUUCUCCCGGAGGAACUCAAAGUGGUAGUGGGAUCUCUAUUUCAGGUUACAUCGAAGGUUUUACGCCAGUGAAGUCUCUUGGUUCUACAUCUUCGGCAUACAUUCUGAUUCCUUCUCCCAGCAUGAGGUUCCUUCCUCCAACAGCUCUCCAGCUGCCCACUUGCCUCACCGCAGAAUCUCCACCACUGGCUCAUCUGCUUCACAGCAAAGGUUCUGCCCUUCCUCUUUCUACUGGAUUCGUGGUUUCAAAAGCUGUCCCUACCAUGAGGAAGGACUAUAGGAGCAACCUGAAAGACGAAUGGCCUUCAGUACUUUCGGUGGGCCUGAUUGAUUACUAUGGAGGCACUAACAUUAACCAGGAAAAGAUUAUCCGAGGAGUAAACAAACAAGGUGGUAGAAGUGUAAGCUGGGAAGCUAAGGAUUUUGAGAUCGAGACGCACUUGGUUCUCGAGUCUCUUGCUGCAGAGCUGCAUGCCCUGUCAUGGAUGACUGUGAGUCCAGCAUACUUGGAGCGACGUACAAGUCUUCCUUUUCAUUGUGACAUGGUUCUAAGACUAAGGAGGCUUCUUCAUUUUGCUGAUAAGGAGCUCUCCAAGCAGUCAGAGAAGUCUUGACUCCUUGAGGUUAAAUACAAUGGUGCCGACAAACCUUUAUAAACAACUAGAGCUCUGAAUGUAGACUGUAUCAUACUAAUUACUAGGUCUGCAGAGUCUGUAAAUUAUAUGUAAAGCCCGCUGGUGCAUUUUAGGAAGAAAUAGAUUCAGCAAUUGUAGAUAUGAAUGGAAAUUGUGGAGAAUUUAUUGAUAGAAAAGUUGAUUUUAACCCAGGUUUAUGCAAUUGAUAGAAGCGGUUGGUGCUAGCCUGUUGGCAGGAAUUUGAAAACUGUUGAGAUUUUUGGAAACAAAAUCGCUUGCUAUUGAUAAGAUAUUGAUCUGAUGGCCCAUCAUUAUUUCAUGUGGCUGAUGAUGAAUUGAUGA